AUGGAGGUUCAUAGGCCACUGCUACUUAAUGUAGACGUCCAUGCAUCAGGUGAUAAGGAUUCAUCUCUGAGUGUUUUCCCGGCUAGUGUUACUUUGAGUGAUGACGAUGACUGUGUGGAGGUCACUCAGCUAAUCAGGGAUUUGUUUCCUCAGUUUGACGCUGCGGGCAAAGGAAAGGAGCGAGUGCGAGCUGUUGAUGAAGAUGCACCACCGGCAAAGAGACACGAGGAUACCACUAACCUAUGGCCAUGUGUACCGGGCCAAACAAGUCGUCGGAUAGAGUGUCCGGCAGAUGUUGAGCAGAGAGGGUUGGCUAUGAACAUGGUUAUCAGAGCUCAUGGCGGGAAUAUCCGUCCGGAGACAAUGCAUCUAAUGGAUCUCUCGGGACACGCUUUUACGUGA
Messenger RNA from Microthlaspi erraticum, 402 nucleotides. The record is from the annotation of a GenBank genome assembly. NCBI's taxonomy places the organism in Eukaryota, Viridiplantae, Streptophyta, Magnoliopsida, Brassicales, Brassicaceae.